Aspergillus oryzae RIB40 is the source of this 366-nucleotide messenger RNA. Its product is annotated as 40S ribosomal protein eS12. The coding region runs from base 1 to 366 and encodes 121 amino acids. The transcript has 2 exons. NCBI's taxonomy places the organism in Eukaryota, Fungi, Ascomycota, Eurotiomycetes, Eurotiales, Aspergillaceae. The record is from RefSeq and is a predicted model, not a curated record. Gene Ontology annotation, biological process: translation. Gene Ontology annotation, molecular function: structural constituent of ribosome. Gene Ontology annotation, cellular component: ribosome; cytosolic small ribosomal subunit.
AUGUCGGUCCUCGACGCCCUCAAGGGUGUCCUCCGCAUCUCCCUGAUCCACGACGGUCUUGCCCGUGGUCUCCGUGAGGCCGCCAAGGCUCUUGACCGCCGCCAGGCUCACAUGUGUGUCCUCAACGAGGGCUGUGAGGAGGAAGCCUACAAGAAGCUUGUCAUUGCCCUGUGCUCCGAGCACAAGAUCCCUCUCAUCAAGGUUCCCGAUGGAAAGAUGCUUGGUGAAUGGGUCGGUCUUUGCCAGCUUGACCGUGAGGGUAACGCUCGCAAGGUUGUCAACUGCUCUUGCGUCGUUGUCAAGGACUGGGGUGAGGAGUCCCAGGAGCGCUCUGUCCUCCUCAACUACUUCCAGACUGAGCAGUAA